AUGGAGGAAAAAAGAGAAAUAGAGCCAUAUGAAAAGUUUUUAUAUUUAAAAAAUUUACUCCCAGUCAAUUUUAAUUUGACUGGAACCCGUAAUCAACAAUUAAUUUUACAAAUUAAAAUUCACUAUGAAACAUUAAUGGUAUUAAUAGAAGGUGCUGCUAACGAUUUUAUAAAUAAAAACUAUAUUUCUUUCGACCCUUUGGUAGGUGAAAACUCAUGUCACUUUAGAGCAAUCAUAACUUGGUUUAUUUUUGAAAAACAAUAUAACCUUUUAAAAGAAAGAUUUUUAAAAUUAUUAAUUAAAUUAAAAGAAGUUAGAGAUAGAAAUGAUUUAAAUUGUUUCAAGGAAUGUAAAAAUGAAAACUUAACAUUCGUUCAGAUUUUAAAUCGAUAUAAUUUAAAUAUUAAGAUAUCAAUGCAAGAAUACUAUUUAAUUUCAAACUGGAUAUUAACUUUCACAAAACUACAUUUUCACAGUCCUGAUCCAUUUUCAAAAGACAUUAGUGACCAUUCAAAAUUAUCCCCACUUAAAAAUUCUAUCCAUUUUAAUAAAAACAUAAUUAAACAUUUAAAAAAAAACUUAUCAGAAAUUACCGCAUCAAUUUUUAUAGAAUAUUCAUCCAAUGACACUGACACAUUUAAUAAAUUAAAUAGUCUGCUCUACAUUAAUAAUGCUGGAUUAAAUUGCUUACCCAUAUACUGGGGCACUAAGGUGUUGGUCAACAAACUUAUAGAGUUUAAAACACCUAUAGUAAUGGUAUAUAGAUUAGUGGCUAAGGAUUUGAAUUUAAGAGUUAUAGACUCAAUAUUAUUUAAAUAUAAAUAUAUCAAUGGUGGUUAUAAAGUAAUUGAAAUUUCAAAUUUAAAACUAGAUUUAAAUCCAUCUUUAAAAAAAAUUAAAAUUCAUGAUUGUGGCACCCCACAUGAUGACGAUGCUGCAGUUUUUAUAUAUUCAAAUUGCCUAAGAAACACUGAUGAGUUUACUUAUCCUAUAGUGGAAUAUUUGGUUUCUAAAAUAGUUGAAAUUGGUAUUACCGAAUUACUUAACCUAAGCAUGGCUAUACACAAACAAUAUCAAGAACCAAAUUGCAAUGAUCAAAAAAUAAUAAAUCUAAAAGAUAAUGAAUAUCUAACAAAAUGUGAAAUUGCUGAUAGUUUAGGUUUCAAUAUUUUAAAUCCUCAUUUAUUUUAUAUGGAGCAUAUUUUCACUGAAAGCAUAAAAAAUACUGAUAAAUAUUUUAAAUAA
Messenger RNA from Dictyostelium purpureum, 1245 nucleotides. RefSeq lists its product as uncharacterized. NCBI's taxonomy places the organism in Eukaryota, Evosea, Eumycetozoa, Dictyosteliales, Dictyosteliaceae. The coding region runs from base 1 to 1245 and encodes 414 amino acids. The transcript has a single exon. The record is from RefSeq and is a predicted model, not a curated record.